Sinocyclocheilus anshuiensis is the source of this 538-nucleotide messenger RNA. It is a transcript of the gene tmem14a, whose product is annotated as transmembrane protein 14A. The record is from RefSeq and is a predicted model, not a curated record. The coding region runs from base 114 to 413 and encodes 99 amino acids. NCBI's taxonomy places the organism in Eukaryota, Metazoa, Chordata, Actinopteri, Cypriniformes, Cyprinidae. Gene Ontology annotation, biological process: regulation of heme biosynthetic process. Gene Ontology annotation, cellular component: mitochondrial membrane. The transcript has 5 exons.
GUUGGUUUGCCAUCCGCCAUAACACGUUAUUAGAAGAAGAAGAAGAAGCUCAUUUCCAGCUAUUUCCUAGAAAUACCUGCGAUUCACUCGCGAUAUCUGUUCUCUAGCACAGAAUGGCAGUGGACUGGCUGGGCUUUGCCUAUGCUGCAGCUCUUGCUCUGGGCGGAUUCAUGGGCUAUAAAAGAAGAGGAAGUGUGGUGUCGUUAAUUGCCGGACUCUUCUUUGGAAGUGUGUCUGCAUAUGGAGCAUAUAAAAUAACAAAUGAUCCGCACGAUUACUGGACCUCUCUAACCGCUGCCGGUGUACUGACACUUGUGAUGGGAAUGAGGUUCAGGAAAUCUGGAAAAUUAAUGCCUGCAGGAAUCAUGGCAGGACUGAGCCUCCUGAUGGUUUUGCGGCUUUUGAUCUUCUAAGUGCUCGUGGACGGACCACACUGGGACCUUUCUCACGACAUCUGAUGUGUUCAUGUCACAGUAUUAUCACUUUGUAAUCAUCAAGUUGUAUCUUGAACAUUCCAAAUAAAUCUGUUGGUUUUAGA